Aspergillus terreus NIH2624 is the source of this 690-nucleotide messenger RNA. Its product is annotated as FAD-dependent oxidoreductase. The transcript is spliced from 2 exons. Bases 1 to 690 code for a protein of 229 amino acids. Gene Ontology annotation, molecular function: oxidoreductase activity. The record is from RefSeq and is a predicted model, not a curated record. Gene Ontology annotation, cellular component: mitochondrion. NCBI's taxonomy places the organism in Eukaryota, Fungi, Ascomycota, Eurotiomycetes, Eurotiales, Aspergillaceae.
AUGCGACCACCUGCGCUCCGACUGCUGCCGCGCCGCCCCAUCCCCCGAGCACUCGCAACUUCGCUCCAGUCGCAGAGUCCCCAAUUCCCGGGGAUCCGACGCCAAAUGAGCUCUCCCACUGGCAAGAAGACCUCCGUCCCGCAUGUAGUGCGCACCGCAGCCGAGCCGCGACAGAACCGGCUAUACAACGUCCGGCUGUCGUACAUCGAGCAGGCCAAUCCCACCGUGCGACUCCUCCACUUGACUCUGCCGCCCCAGGUUCAAAGCCUUGAAAGCCACGAAGACCCGGAGUCCGACCAACCUGAACCAUUCACCUUCCUCCCGGGUCAAUGGCUGGAUGUACACAUCCCCUCCGUAUCAGUCGCAGGCGGUUUCAGUAUCACCUCCACGCCAGCAGACGCUGAAGCGCUCCCGUCGCUACAGCCAGCGCCGGAAUCGCUGGCGGUCGAUGACGAGGAGACUGGCCUGCCACCGCUGGAUCCACGCGGAAGAACGCCGUACGUCGAGCUGGCCGUACAACACGCCCCAUCGAAUCCUGCUAGUGCCUGGCUCUGGCGCCCCAAGGAGGAGAUCCUGGGGAAGGAGUUGAGUAUCCGUGUCGGCGGUAGUCUGGUGUGGCCUCCAUCCGGCGUCAACCUCGGGGAAAUCCGCAAUGUAGUCUUCAUUGCCGGGGGGAUGGGAAUCAAGUAG